AUGGGCACCCUGGGCAAAGCGAGAGAAGCUCCGCGGAAACUGUCUCAUGGCUGCAGAGCAGCCCCUAAAGCAAGACUAGAGGUGAAGCCUGCCAGCAGCCCUCUCCCCUCCCAUCCCAGCCUGGCCCAGAUCACCCAGUUCCGAAUGAUGGUGUCUCUGGGACAUUUAGCCAAAAGAGCCAGCCUGGACGAUUUCGUCGACAGCUGUGUUCAAUCUUUCGAUGCAGACGGAAACCUGUGUCGAAGUAACCAACUGUUGCAAGUGACCAUGCACCGAAUUCUCAUUUCCUCUGCUGAACUGCUCCAAAAAGUUAUCACCCUCUAUAAGGAUGCCUUGGCAAAGAAUUCACCAGGGCUUUGCCUGAAGAUCUGCUAUUUUGUAAGGUAUUGGAUAACAGAAUUCUGGAUCAUGUUUAAAAUGGAUGCCAGCUUGGCGAGCACUAUGGAGGAGUUUCGGGAACUGGUGAAAGCUAACGGCGAGGAGCUCCAUUGCCGCCUGAUUGACACAACUCAAAUCAAUGCCCGUGACUGGUCCAGGAAACUGACUCAAAGGAUAAAAUCCAACACCAGCAAGAAACGGAAAGUCUCCUUGCUCUUUGACCACCUGGAACCAGAAGAGCUCUCCGAGCAUCUUACCUACUUGGAGUUCAAGUCCUUCCGGAGGAUAUCUUUCUCCGAUUAUCAGAAUUACCUUGUGAAUAGCUGCGUAAAGGAGAACCCUACCAUGGAGCGGUCCAUUGCCCUGUGUAACGGCAUCUCCCAGUGGGUACAACUGAUGGUUCUCAGCCUCCCCAGCUCCCAGCUCCGAGCUGAAGUUUUCAUCAAAUUCAUCCAGGUGGCUCAGAAGCUCCACCAACUACAGAACUUCAAUAUGUUGAUGGCAGUGAUAGGAGGCCUGUGUCACAGCUCAAUCUCCAGGCUCAAGGAGACAAGUUCACAUGUCCCCCAUGAAAUCAAUAAGGUUCUGGGUGAGAUGACCAAGCUGCUGUCCUCCUGCAGAAACUAUGACAACUUCCGGCGCGCCUACGGGGAGUGCACCCACUUCAAGAUCUCCAUCCUGGGCGUGCACCUCAAGGACCUCAUCUCCCUGCACGAAGCCAUGCCUGACUGUCUGGAGGAGGGGAAGGUGAACGUCCACAAGCUGCUGGCCCUUUACAAUCAUAUCAGCGAACUGGUCCAGCUGCAAGAGGUCACCCCGCCCUUGGAGGCCAACAAGGACUUGGUGCACCUGCUGACGUUAUCGCUAGAUCUCUACUACACUGAAGAUGAAAUCUACGAGCUUUCUUAUGCCCGGGAACCCAGGAACCACAAAGCUCCACCACUGACACCUUCAAAGCCACCAGUAGUAGUGGACUGGGCCUCUGGAGUAUCUCCUAAACCUGAUCCAAAGACCAUAAGUAAACACGUCCAGAGGAUGGUGGAUUCUGUCUUCAAGAACUAUGAUCAUGAUCAAGAUGGACACAUUUCCCAGGAAGAAUUUGAAAAGAUUGCUGCAAGGUUUCCAUUUUCCUUCUGUGUGAUGGACAAAGACAGGGAAGACCUCAUCAGCAGAGAUGAGAUCACGGCUUACUUCAUGAGGGCCAGCUCAAUCUACUCCAAGCUGGGCCUCGGCUUUCCUCAAAACUUUCAAGAGACCACCUACCUGAAGCCCACUUUCUGUGACAACUGUGCUGGAUUUCUCUGGGGAGUGAUCAAACAAGGGUAUCGCUGUAAAGACUGUGGGAUGAACUGCCACAAACAAUGCAAAGACCUGGUUGUGUUCGAGUGCAAGAAAUGAGCCAAGAACUCAGCAGUUCCCACAGAGAACAGCACUUCUGUGGGGCCAACGUCCAGCCUUUGCUCUUUGGGAGCCAAAGAUCUGCUCCAUGCACCUGAGGAAGGACCUUUCACAUUCCCUAAUGGGGAGGUUGUGGUAGAACACAGUGAGGAGAGUAAGGAUCAGACCAGCAUGCUCAUGGGAGUGUCCUCACAGAAGAUUUCUGUUUGACUGAAAAGGACUGUCGCCCACAAGGCCACCCAGACUGAAACACUGUCUUGGCUUGGCAGCGAGGGCCCUUCCGGUCACUUUGUGCUGUCUUCCCCAAGGAAGGCAGCCCAGGAUGCUCUGUAUGUGCUUCUCAGCCCUACAUCUCCAUGCCCCAGCCCAGUCUUGGUCAGAAAGCGGGCUUUCGUCAAGUGGGAGAACAAAGAACCCCUCAUAAAAUCAAAGGAGGAGUUCCAUCACCUCAGACUCCCAACCUACCAAGAGCUGAAACAGGAAAUAAACACACUGAAAGCAGAUAACAAUGCUCUAAAGAUCCACCUGAAAUAUGCACAGAAGAAGAUAGAAACCCUCCAGCUUGCAAGAAGCAACCAUGUCUUGGCUCAGAUGGAGCAGGGUGACUGUUCUUAG
Molecule: messenger RNA, 2391 nt
Organism: Hippopotamus amphibius kiboko
Lineage: Eukaryota; Metazoa; Chordata; Mammalia; Artiodactyla; Hippopotamidae
Product: RAS guanyl-releasing protein 1-like
Biological process (GO): Ras protein signal transduction; positive regulation of GTPase activity
Cellular component (GO): plasma membrane
Molecular function (GO): guanyl-nucleotide exchange factor activity; calcium ion binding
Source: RefSeq, a predicted model, not a curated record